AUGAGUCGCAUAAGGAGUCUUCGUCAUCUUUAUAUUGAAGGUUGUUUGUUAAAUCACAUGCCUCCUAGCAUUGGGAAGCUAAGUUACUUAAGAAGUUUAAGCUUUUUUAUUGUGGAUAGAAGAAGAGGACGUGAUAUAGAUGAAUUGGGAAGCUUAUUAAACCUUGGAGGUAGCCUGAGAAUCGAACACCUUGAGAAAGUAAAGAGUCCAACGGAAGCUAAAAAAGCCAAUUUAGCUGGAAAAAUGAAUCUCAAAAGGCUAACUUUAGAAUGGGGCUUAAAUAUUGAUUCCACAGAGUCUUAUAAGGAGAAGACGGCUCAAGUGUUGGAAGCCCUUGAACCUCCCCCAGGUUUAGAAUUUUUGAGAAUUGAUAAUUUUAGAGGUAUGCGUUUCCCUCGUUGGUUUAGUAAUAAUGGUGCAAUAUUUCAAAAUUUGGACAGCAUUGAAUUCUUUGAUUGCAAAAACUGUUCGGAACUGCCUACAGGCAUGGGGAAACUUCCAUCUCUGACAUGUCUUGGAAUGUACAGAAUGGAUUGUCUGCGGUAUGUAGAUAAUGAAUCUGAAUCCUUUGGUACUGGAGAGCUAGAGGGAGCUGGUUACUUGCAAUUGCAAAAGCUGCGCAUUUCUUGUUUACCAAGCUUAGAAAGGUUGUCGAGAUCGAGAAUGGAAAGAAGGGACAUUUUUCCACGCCUGUCUUCUUUGAACAUUGAAGGAUGCCCCAAAUUGACCUCCUUACAUUGUCUUCAGUCAAUCCGGGAGUUAAGUAUAAAAGGAUGCAGCGAGACAGCGUUAGAAUCAGUUUCAAAUCUCCAUACUCUAACAUCACUUGAAAUAUGGAAUAAUGAUGAUUUGGCUUCCUUUCCCGAUGGGUUCCUACAUAAUCUCACCGCUCUCAAAUCACUUAAGAUUUCAGGAUUCACAAAGCUUCAAUAUUUGCAAUCUGACAUGUUUGUUGGCCGAACCGCUUUGGAAAUAUUAUCUAUCUCUUCUUGCUAUACGCUUGAGUGCUUUUCUACGGGAAUAUUUCAAGGCUUAAUUAGCCUUAAAGAGAUACGCAUUGAGAACUGUAGAAAGUUGAAAAGUUUGUCAGAUAGUUUUGGAGACCUUUCUGCCCUUGAAUCAAUGGAAAUGAGACUUUGUGAAGAGUUGGAGACUUUCCCAAAUGGUCUUAACAAUCUUUCUUCCCUCCAACAUCUGAUCCUGAAAGGUUCUUGGAUGGCAGAUUUGCCUGAGAACUUACAGCAUCUCCCUGCUCUCAAACAUAUGCUAAUUUCUGGGUUUCCAUAUCUUGAAAAGUUGCCCGACUGGCUUGGAGACUUGACAUCUCUUUCUUCAUUAUAUAUUAUGUUUUGUCCCAACUUGGAAUAUCUACCCACAAGAAAACUCAUAAUACAGCUCCUCGUGCCCACUGGCGUUCAUGAAUUCGCGUUUCAGAAGGCAGAAGAUGUGGUGCUUCCAUGGUGGGUGACGAAGUUGGUGAAGUGGUUUAGAAAUUUCAGGUUUGGUUUUGCAGUUCCUGAGCAGAAGCCUGAAAGUAUUGAGACUCUAAGUAUGGUUGAAGAUGUGGUUACUGCUAUGCUUGAGAAUCUCAACUCCUUGAUCCAAAAAGAGUUUGGAUUGCUUUUGGGUGUCAGCAGGGAGAUGGAGAAGCUCUCAAGCAUCCUCUCAGCAAUCUUUGUUGCGCUUGAAGAGGCAUAG
This is a messenger RNA of Ziziphus jujuba (common jujube), 1698 nucleotides long. RefSeq names its product putative disease resistance protein RGA4. The record is from RefSeq and is a predicted model, not a curated record. NCBI's taxonomy places the organism in Eukaryota, Viridiplantae, Streptophyta, Magnoliopsida, Rosales, Rhamnaceae. Gene Ontology annotation, molecular function: protein binding. The transcript is spliced from 4 exons. The coding region runs from base 1 to 1698 and encodes 565 amino acids.